AUCUCACUUACUGUGUCUACUCACUCAACUCACCAUCACCAUGAAGCUGAAGGUUGCUCUACUUGCACUCCCUCUAGCGUCUACUUUUGGAUUUUCACCUCGUCACGAAGGCCACGAUCACGACAGCAGCAGUGAGCAUAGCAAUGAAACCAGUGGCACUGGCCAUGACCACUCUAUGGCUCAUGGACAAUUCAACUUUACCCCCUCCGGUAUCCCCUGGCCUACUUGCGCCCGAACCUGCUGCAACGCCAACUUCCAAUACUUUCCCAAACCUGUGAACCACCCUCUCUGCGUCAGCCAGGCAUUCUACGACAACGUUACCACCUGUGUUGCGACCAACUGCACAGAGUACGAGCAGGGUGCGUAUGCCGUUGUCGCAGAGAUUGAGUGCCCUCAAGAGGAGAACCACGAGGUCGACAUUGAAAAGGAUGAUGUCAUCUCAGCCUUGAAGAAGGAGGGAGGAAACCCUCAGUCUUGCAGCGGCGUCAAUAACGAGACGAUUGAGUGUCAGAAUGCCACUACUGAAGGUCGGGGGCCUUUGGCGUAUGGACAGGGAGAGCUAUUGAUUCCUACGUUUAUCGUUGCUGGUCUGGCUAUCUUGUUGAGCAUUGGCCUCUAGUAUGGAGGGGAAGAGUGCAUGACUAUGGGUUUGGAAUUGGGAAAGAAAGAGAGCUUGCUAGCUUGAUUCGUAUUUAAUAUACAAGGUUCUCCUAAUGCUUCACACUCACUGGACCUAAUAAUAGAACUUGCUGACCCUUCACUUACCUACCUACAUCAGAGAAAUAUCUCUCAGACUGUCUGCUGGCAUUUCGACACCGCCAUCCAUAAGCCCAUGGACAUAACACUCACCCACAAACUCAUACAUCGCCGACUCUACGGGCCGCACCAGCCAAGGCAUAUCUCCGCCCACAGGAAUACACACGUGGUCGCCAUCCUGAGCCCCCUCGGGACCCAAGCCAACAAAGCCAUUCCGAUUGAUGAAGAGAACCCUACCCUUGCCCGUAGUCCCAAUGGCCCCGAAGAAGUCCUCGUCAUCCUUCUCGGCCGCCUUGUCGCGAUGAGGGUCACGACGGUGAGCCGAGUCGGCAACAAGCCCUGGGAGUAUUCUCGCCGCCUCUGCGGCGCUGACCUCGACGACCUCGCUGUUCUGCUCGUCCAAUUCUGUAGCAGGCUUUGGAUCCUCCUCGUCAACACGGUCGAACCAAGCAAAGUAUCGAUCGAGAUCCUCCUGGCUGAUCCGGUUGUCGUCAAGCGUGUCAACAAUGAUUGUCCGCCGGAAGGCGAUGCGUGUUGACUCCUCGUCUGGAUAAAAUGGCCAGUUCAUCCGCCUCAUCAUAUUUACAAAGGUGCUCUCCACAUCCCGGAGGCCCUCCUUGCUGAUGCCAACGACACUACCACAAGGACUUGCGUGGCUUAGCAUUUCGACCUGCACGGUCAAGCACUUGCCGUCCUCUGUGACCUUGAAAGACCGUUCAGCGCUAGUGGAUGGGCGGUAGACUGCUUGAGGGGAACUGAAUAGGGUCGAGAUGCGGAAAGGGUAGAACGGCAGCUCUGUACUCCAGUCCGGGGCCCAGGAUGCCAGGCCUUGGCGUCUAGACGAUGGAUCAGCCAAGCCCAUGACCUUGUACGAAUCCUUGAGAAAGUGCAGCGCCACAUUCUCGUAAACUUGAUUGACGGGCAUGCUGUAGUUUACUGAUAUUCCGUCGGCAUCACCAGUUGCCAACCCGAGCAGUCCAUAGACUUUGUCUCGAGGAUCUGUAGCAAGCCACGACCGAAACUUGUUCAUCGUCUCCAACAGGCCUACAGAAGGGUGGGUUUCCGAGUGGCGCCGCAUCCGUAAC
This is a messenger RNA of Fusarium vanettenii 77-13-4, 1841 nucleotides long. RefSeq lists its product as uncharacterized. The record is from RefSeq and is a predicted model, not a curated record. NCBI's taxonomy places the organism in Eukaryota, Fungi, Ascomycota, Sordariomycetes, Hypocreales, Nectriaceae. Bases 41 to 619 code for a protein of 192 amino acids. The transcript has a single exon.